Messenger RNA from Armigeres subalbatus, 1872 nucleotides. RefSeq lists its product as uncharacterized. The transcript has 3 exons. NCBI's taxonomy places the organism in Eukaryota, Metazoa, Arthropoda, Insecta, Diptera, Culicidae. The coding region runs from base 298 to 1644 and encodes 448 amino acids. The record is from RefSeq and is a predicted model, not a curated record.
UUGUGACAGGGGGAGGGGAGGGGGUCAAGACUAAUGUUACGUCCAUUAAUUAUGCGACACCUUUUUAACCAAACAGGAAAUAUCUUCAGUGUAUGAUGAUAUUCAAAUUCGUUUGAAUUUUUCUUGCCGUGCAUACAUAUUUACAUAUUUUUAUCACUGGGAGUUUAUCGGACAUUAGAAUUUGAAUGAUUCAUUCAAGUCUCGAAUUUUUCAUUGAGAAUUCUCGCGUUUCGCCGUUGAUAUAUCGUUUUUAUACUGUAAUCUAAUCAAAACAUUUUUUGGUGGACCACAUUUAAGAUGGAUCGUGGUAAGACAGUUCAGAAACUUUUCGAUGGUUUUUGUAAAGCAUAUCCUUUGAAAAGUCGACAGGCGAAUCAGGAUGCAUGUCAUGCUUAUUGGAGGUCUAUUAAGGACAAAUCUGAUUGCGAUAAAUUGGCGCAACUUAAAAUUAAGGAGCUUCAAAACAUGUCCAAAGCGCCCAGUGGAACACUAAUGAGUUUCUUCAAAACCGUACCGUCCGUACCCUCAUUGAACACUCAGUCGCAACUUUCCAGUGCUUCUACGAUCGCAUCAUCAGAUGACUCUGAGCUUACUGCGACUCCAAGCUCAUCACACCAGACGGAUUCGAAAUGUGCUACGGAAGCUACCAAGGAGACUAAAGGUGGUAAGUUCGCUUGCCCAAAGCAAGACGAAUUAAAAAAGGAAUUGGAAGCAGUGAAUGCGGAAAUCAGCUGUCUUUUAUUGCGCGAACGGAAUUCAAUAAUAUCAGUUGACCAGGAAAAAGAACUGAAACUUUUGAAGAACAAAAAGUGUAAAAUUGAGGCGGGUUUAAUUAAAUUGAAAUCCGACCAGCAAAGGCAACGCGAUUUCCGGAUCCAAAGGAAACGAGCUAUGGAUCACGCUUGUGAAUCUGAUCCGUCAUUAGCUAAUAAACUGAGAUUCAAGAAGGAUGUUGGACGUCCGGCAAUUGAGGUGAAUCAACCACAGUUCAUCAAAACGCUACUUGACAUUGCGCAACCCGGAGCAUCGGCAGAUGACCGCCGAAGAUCGGAGACACUGCGGACCGUGAAAACUCUAGAUGAACUCACUGAAGGAUUGCGUAAUGCUGGAUUUGAGGUAUGUAGAACAUCAGUUUACUAUCGCCUUCUUCCACGCAACAGUAGGACCACGGAUGGUAAGCGCCAUGUGAAAGCUGUUCCGGUGAAGUUAAUGAAGCCCGGAAAGGAUCUGCACCGCAUGCACGAAGAUGGAUAUUUUUGCACAGCAACAAUUAAUGCCUUGGAUGAGCUAGCUUCGUUACUAGGUCCAGCGGAAGUAGCCAAGCUGAGUAUCGAUGACAAAGCUCGAGUUCCUCUAGGUAUUGCCGCCGCAACGAGUCAAUCACCUCUGUUAAUGCACAUGGAAUAUCGAGUUCGACUUCCUGAUCACGAUUGGGCUGUAGCAGACAGGCACAAGUUGAUUCCGUCUGUCUAUGCCGGAAUCGCUAUCAAAGACAACGCAUUCGGUGAUAGAUCUGGUGUGACAUAUUCAGGACCUACAUACGUCGCUAUCAGAUCCGGAAAGCACAGUAAAUCUACCGCAUACAGCCACGCUAGAGAUUUCGACCAUUUGUAUGAGUUGGACAGUCCUCAUUAUAUCAGUUGAUGGAGGCCCGGACGAGAACCCGCGGUUUCAGAAGAACAUUGAAAUCGCCAUCCAUAAUUUUUUGACCAGAAAACUCGACUGUCUCUUUAUUUGCACUAAUGCACCAGGCAGAAGUGCUUUCAAUCCAGUUGAACGGCGAAUGGCUCCACUUUCGAGACAGUUAUCUGGUGUCGUGCUGCCUCAUGACCACUUCGGAACUCAUCUUGAUUCAAGUGGGAAAACCAUUGA